This is a messenger RNA of Lasiodiplodia theobromae, 2781 nucleotides long. RefSeq names its product Autophagy-related protein 13. The record is from RefSeq and is a predicted model, not a curated record. Gene Ontology annotation, cellular component: phagophore assembly site; Atg1/ULK1 kinase complex; extrinsic component of membrane. Lineage: Eukaryota; Fungi; Ascomycota; Dothideomycetes; Botryosphaeriales; Botryosphaeriaceae. Bases 1 to 2781 code for a protein of 926 amino acids. Gene Ontology annotation, biological process: piecemeal microautophagy of the nucleus; autophagosome assembly; protein localization to phagophore assembly site. The transcript is spliced from 3 exons.
AUGCACCAACACCCACGCCCGUCGCCAAGGGCUGCCUCCUCGGCGAACUCGCCGCGCUCCAACCCUACCAGAACGAACAACCCGAGAGACAUGGCUCACAUACGUUCCGAGUCCGCGUCGACGGUCGCCACUGCUCGCAGUGACACCGGCUCCGAUUACAUUGAGAAAGCCAGCGAUGGCGGUGAGCCCGACUUCUAUGGAGAGACCGAGGAGGAGCGCACCCAGAAGAAGCUCAAUCAGGUCAUCAUGCAAUUCUUCAAGAAGGCGACGCUCACCGUGCUAUCCGCAAGAACGCAGCUCCCACAGGCCUUCAGUGCCAAGGGUGAGCUUCGCCAGAGCAAAUGGUUUAGUCUUCUACUUGAUGAAACGGACGUCUACAACGAUGACCUCCGUGAUUGGACGUCCACCGACCUUGUCAACGCUCAACCGCCUCCUCUCUGCAUCGAGAUUUACCUGGAUACAAAGGAUCUGGCGGAUGGCGAAGCUCUAGCCAUUGUGGAUGAGCAUGGAAAGCUCUGGGAUGUAACUGAGGCGUUGACCGGAUCUACUCCGGUGACUACGCGGCCCUCCAGUCGCUCCGGCCGGCCUACUCAGGUCGUCCUGGAACGGUGGAACGUCGAAGUCACGGAUAACCAGAAGAUGGAUCCCGAUGCCAGCAGGAUGUUACCGCUAGUCUACAAGAACGGAAUUCCUCUGUUCCGCUCGUUGUACACUUACACAAGGUUCCUGCCUGCAUGGAGAUACUACAGGCAAAUUGCUAAACAGCCUGUGAACCACCCUGCAUUGCCGCUGAGAUACCGCAUUUCAAACGGCAUGUUCAAGAGCCCAAGGAGAGACACGUUGGACCUCCCACUCUACCCAGGCGCCGACUCUAAGGCGCAAACGCAUCAGUUUGAUUCCGUCAAAUCACCUAUUGGUCUCUUGAGCAUUCAAGUCCAGUAUCGGAGCAACACUGAAUUCCGCGUCGAGAAGUCUGAGUCUGUCCUGAGCUCGCAUUUCAUGGGCAUGGACGACUACUCCUUUUCGCCUUCGUACCCCGAGCGUGUUCCUGGAUCCUUGCCCACGGGUAGAAAUGCCCAACUGGACAGGCAAGCUCGGGGUGAAGCUUACGGAAGCUUAUCCACGUUCCACCAGGCGGGGGCCACUGGAACAAGCCCGAUGUCAGCGCUCCGCAACGCCAAGGAUAUGGGUUCGCCUGAAUCGCCGCCCCAGAAGAUCCCACCCAAUCAUCGCAUUGCAACUGGGUCCAAGUCUUCCCUGAGAGGCGCGGAUGCGAGUAGCCCCGCUUCCCCCAGGAGGACAUCAGUCUCAUUCCAGCCUGCAAAUCCGUUCAAGGCAGGAUCUUUGUCUUCCUCGCCUGUGCCUGGUGUAUACUCGCCGACCACGUCAUCCGGAAGGCCAGGCUCCGGCCCAGCGCCUCCGGGCCAUACGCGGAACAGGAGCUCAUUGAAUGCUCUUCCUCAGGCAGCUUUGAGAACACCAUCUGGACAUUCGCUUCCCAACGAGACAGCUAUCGCUUCUUCAGCCUCCAGCUCUCCCAAGCCCGCACCGAUCUCACGUUACAGCAGCAGCUUUAGCAAUCGCCGCCAACGGUUCUCGUACGGAGGAACUUCUAGCAAGGUUGAGGAUGAUAAUAACAGCAGCGGAAAGGGCAGCACUUCGUCAUCUGCGCAGCGACUUGAAGGCGGAAGCUCGGGCUCGGUGCAGACUGACGAGGAGAACAUUUCAGACUUCCUAAAGCUUCUAGAGCAGAAAAAGGAUCUGAAGAGCUUGAAUCGUACGGAUUCAGCUUCCCGAGAUGCUUCUAUGCGGCGCACAACUGCUGCGUUGUCCAAGUACCAACGCAUGCGCGAAUCGAACGCUGCACUGUCUGACUCCAUUUCCUCUUCGUUGCACUUGCACCGCUCCUCCAGCUCUUCAAGCCGACAGAUCUCGAAUGUUCCUGGAAUGAUCGCCGGUGCAUCAGUCUCCACUUCUUCCAGCCCUGGAAAGCCUAUUUCUCCGCACACGCCCCACACUCCUGCCAUUCCUUCUCGUCUGAGCGCAAACAGCAUCAUCGAUUACUCCGAGCAGACCCGUAGCCGCAGCCCACGAGUUCGUCGACUCGAAGAAGAGACCGGAACUGGCGAUGCUGGUAGUGACUCCACAACCCGCGAGCGCGAAGGAUCCAACGCCAUCGACAUUCCCACGUCGCCGCGUCCUUGGCCGUUUGCCCGCCGCAGCUCUUCGGUCAGCCAGCAAAAUCGCAACACCCUUGAGGACGAGGGCGAGAUGUUUGGCCUGCGUAGUGCAAGCCUGCCAACCGACGACCGACCAGACCUAAGCCUAAGCGAAUUGUUGCAUGCUGCAGAGCCAGCAACCCCUGGAGAUGCUGCUCCUGCAGGUGGAGACGAAAGCGGCCCUGAUCCCGAACCAAGCCCACAGACAGUCCUUACCAGCCACACUCGCACUCGCUCCGCCGGAGCAGCUCGCACAACAACUCCUAGCCUAGCCUAUCGCACCCGUAUCCAGCAAAGCGGACCUAGCGACGGAAGGCGGAGUGCUGCAUCCGAGCGUGGUGAGAGCGAUAGCGGUCUCGUUAGUGGACGGAGUAGCCGCGCUGGCAGUCGUUUCAGCUUCUCUUCUAGGCCACUCAGCGUGGCUGCCAACCUGGACGAUGAUGAACCCUUGCUCUUCACCAUGAGCGAGUUGGGCACCCAUCAAGCUGGACGUAGAAGUGUUGACGAAGUGAGAGAUAGUACGGGUAAGAGGAGAGGCGGUAGCCCGUGGAGGGGAGCGUAG